CUUUUCUUUUCUGUGGAUCACAUGGACCAUUUUGAAUAUUUUUAGUUUUUUAAUAACAGAAAAUGCCAUAUUCAAAUAAAGAAUCUAUAAUGUACUUAUAAUACAAUGUAGAAUCUCGUCAAAAAUCUUGUUACCUUUAUAAUAUAUUAUACCCUUUUAUAAGCAAUAUUGAAUUAUGAUUGUUUUUUUAUUCUUACUGUUUGUUUGGUGAACCUUAAAAAUUGCAAUUUUGAAAUACUAAUCCUAAUCCUCCUAUAUCACUAGCAUACCAAAAUAUCAAGACCAGAAUUGAAUUCACUACAAGAAGAAGAAGAAAAAAGUAUAACUAACAACUAACCUAAAUUACAUACAUUUCAAAAAAUAAUUAUUUAAUGUGUUUACAAUAAAUUACAAUAUAGGAAUCGAUUAUGAGGAUUACCGACAUCCUUUUUUCCAGAGUUGGAAAAUGGUCAAAACAAUUUUCCAAUCUCCCAGACAGAUAUAUCAAAAGAGCAAUGGAACAAGUUUAUUGGAGAAAUCCUAAAGGAAUCCAGUACAAACCACAUGCAGUAGUACAACGCAAAAAGUAUAAUUUUACAGUGAAUAGACCAUGGACUCUUCAAUUUAGACAAGAUAACGCUUCAGGAACAAUGCAUAAGAAAGUUUGGGUGGAACCCAUAAAAGAAUGGAGUCAUUUUCGAGGAGACAGAGUUGAAAUAUUAGUAGGAAAAGAUAAAGGAAAGCAAGGAAUAAUAAAAGAAAUAAUACAAGAAAGAAAUUGGGUAAUAGUUGAAGGUCUGAAUUGUGAAUUAAAACAAAUAGGCGAUGACAAAGAAUUUCAAGGUGUAUGGGUAAAAUCAGAAAAACCCCUACUGGUGACAUCUGAAAUAGUUUUAGUCGAUCCUUCAGACCUAGCUCCAACCACCAUAGAAUGGAGAUACACAGAUGAGGGAGAACGAGUGAGAGUUUCAACAAGAACUGGGCGUAUUAUACCAAUGCCGCCUUCCAUGGAAGAAACAUAUGAUUAUAAAACAAAAGCCACAUAUAAAGAACAGCCGAAGGAUACAGCCUCUGAUGUUGCUAGUGAAAUUACAUUUAAGCCAGAAUUAAAGACAUUCGAAAUGGAUAUUAUGGAUAAAAUGGGUAUAAAAGAGGACAGAAUUCCACCAAAAUCGUAUUGGUAUUAAAUUAAGUCAUUAAUUUAUAAACAUGUAAAUUUGUUAACUUUUGUUUUAAUAAACAUAUUUUUUUCUA
This is a messenger RNA of Diabrotica virgifera virgifera (western corn rootworm), 1233 nucleotides long. It is a transcript of the gene mRpL24, whose product is annotated as probable 39S ribosomal protein L24, mitochondrial. Gene Ontology annotation, molecular function: RNA binding; structural constituent of ribosome. The record is from RefSeq and is a predicted model, not a curated record. Gene Ontology annotation, biological process: translation. The transcript is spliced from 2 exons. Lineage: Eukaryota; Metazoa; Arthropoda; Insecta; Coleoptera; Chrysomelidae. Bases 408 to 1166 code for a protein of 252 amino acids. Gene Ontology annotation, cellular component: mitochondrion; ribosome.